Molecule: messenger RNA, 4412 nt
Organism: Cydia strobilella
Lineage: Eukaryota; Metazoa; Arthropoda; Insecta; Lepidoptera; Tortricidae
Gene: HDAC1
Product: histone deacetylase HDAC1
Exons: 11
Coding region: 125-1600 (491 amino acids)
Biological process (GO): negative regulation of transcription by RNA polymerase II
Cellular component (GO): nucleus; NuRD complex
Molecular function (GO): histone deacetylase activity
Source: RefSeq, a predicted model, not a curated record
GGGUCGCUGUGCUGCUUGUAGUGCUUGUGUGGAGCUGUUUUCGAUAGUUUUGUGAUUGUGUUACGUGUAAAAGUUAUAAAUUAAUAUCAUAAUUGUGUUUUAGUUACUCAAUUUUUGUUAGAAAAUGGCAAUGCAACCACAUAGCAAGAAGAGAGUGUGCUAUUACUAUGAUAGCGAUAUUGGUAACUACUACUAUGGGCAGGGCCACCCCAUGAAGCCGCACCGCAUACGUAUGACUCAUAAUUUAUUGUUGAAUUAUGGAUUGUAUAGGAAAAUGGAAAUCUAUAGGCCGCAUAAAGCAACUGCAGAUGAAAUGACCAAGUUCCACUCGGAUGAUUAUAUCAGAUUCCUUCGGUCAAUUCGGCCAGAUAAUAUGUCUGAAUACAACAAACAGAUGCAAAGAUUUAAUGUUGGAGAAGAUUGCCCAGUAUUUGAUGGACUAUACGAGUUUUGCCAACUAUCAGCGGGAGGUUCUGUAGCUGCUGCAGUCAAGUUAAAUAAACAGGCAUCAGAAAUCUGUAUCAACUGGGGCGGUGGUCUCCAUCAUGCCAAAAAAUCAGAAGCAUCUGGAUUCUGUUACGUGAAUGACAUAGUCUUGGGCAUCCUGGAACUACUCAAGUACCACCAGAGGGUUCUGUACAUAGACAUUGAUGUACACCAUGGAGAUGGAGUUGAAGAGGCGUUUUACACCACAGACAGAGUUAUGACUGUGUCUUUCCAUAAGUAUGGAGAGUACUUCCCUGGCACAGGUGAUCUACGUGAUAUUGGAGCUGGCAAAGGAAAAUACUAUGCAGUGAACAUCCCACUCCGAGAUGGCAUGGAUGAUGAGUCUUAUGAAUCAAUCUUUGUUCCAAUCAUCUCCAAAGUCAUGGAGACUUUCCAACCGAGUGCUGUAGUGCUGCAGUGUGGUGCUGACUCUUUAACAGGUGACCGACUGGGGUGUUUCAACUUGACGGUGCGAGGGCACGGGCGGUGUGUGGAGUUAGUGAAGAGAUUCGGACUCCCAUUCCUUCUAGUUGGCGGUGGAGGUUACACAAUUCGUAACGUAUCUCGCUGCUGGACUUACGAGACGUCGGUUGCGCUCGGCGUAGAGAUCGCGAACGAGCUGCCCUACAACGACUACUUCGAGUACUUCGGGCCAGACUUCAAACUCCACAUAUCACCGAGCAACAUGUCUAAUCAGAACACGCCAGAGUACCUGGAGAAGAUCAAGAAUCGACUGUUUGAAAAUCUAAGGAUGUUACCACACGCGCCUGGUGUACAGGUUCAAGCAAUACCAGAAGAUGCUGUAAAUGAUGAAUCAGAAGACGAAGACAAGGUUGACAAGGACGAAAGAUUGCCACAAAGUGAUAAGGACAAACGCAUCACCGGGGACGGCGAGUUAUCCGACUCGGAGGACGAGGGCGAGGGCGGGCGCCGCGACAACCGCUCGUACCGCACCGCGCACUCCGCGCACUCCGCGCAGCCGCGCAAGCGCCCGCGCCUCGACAAGGAGCCCGGCCCGCUCAAGGACGAACUCAAACCUGAAGAUUCAAAGGAUGACCUAAAGAAUUUAAGCACAGUGGAGGAACCAAAGAAAGAAGUCCCGCCCAACCCCUGAUGCGAGCGGCAGGGCCACGUUAAGAUUAGCCUUAGUUCAUUACGAUAUGAGAGCGAUAUAUCGUGAAAUUUUACUCACCCAGUAUAUCUGACUGCCUUCAUUGUGUGUAAUGAUAUGCAGGUAAGGCUCUCAGAUAUUUUGGCAAGUAAUAAAUAAAAUAAGGAUUUUUUGUGAAAAGGGAAUUCAAUCGGGCCAGGCACAUCAAUCCGAGCUUUUUGGUGCACAAAAUAAGUGCCUACAUUAAUUUAUAGGCAAAAAUAGGUCGGUGAAACUUCAUAAUGAUGAAAUACCGAAAUCUAGAUGCUUCCGAACCGAACUUAGCAAUACAAGUUUGCUAACAAAUUCGUUAAACUCGAUCAAGAAGUCGAAAAGACAGACAAGAGAUCUCGAAUUAAAGUGUUAAGCGAGGUUUAGACUAGCAAGAACUUGCAUGCAAUUUACGUUACAUUGCGGUAUCUGAUCUCACUUUUGAAUGCAGUUCACCUUUUAGUCGGCAAUGUAACGUAAAUUGCAUGCAAGUUCUUGCUAGUCUAAACCUUACUUAAGAAUUCUCUGAAUCUUAGAGGAUUGUUUUCUGUAGAAUAGAUUUUGUAUUACAUAGUUAUGUAAUGUAUUUGUAUUUUGUAUAUUUUAACAGAGUGAAUAGUUAUAAUAGGGAGCACACAAAAAAGUUCUGCUAAAUUAGCAGUUUGGUUACAUAAUAUUAGUGAUCCUUCAACCUAUAUUUUGUAUGGAUUGUCUAGUAACUCAGAAAAUGCCAUCUGACAUCAACAAUAAUUUUAUUUGAUGUGAUCACUAUUAUAAUUCUCUACUCUAUAAUUUUACCAAACUGAUAAAGAAAUAAAAGAAAGCAAUAAUUUAGAUAGCAUCCAACAACCAUACAUAUAAUUUAAAGAUAUUAUUUUCGGACCAAUACCCAAUAAAUAAGCCAAAAAACAAUUUAUUCAAUAUUCUUUUAUAAGAAUUAAAGGUUGCAAAUUUUACACAGGAAAAGAGAAUAAUAAAUCUAAAAAUAAUUCCUUAUAAUUGUAUUUUUUUUUUCCUUUUCUAGUCCAAAUGACGUCAAAGAGAUUUGUUCAUGUGACAGGUUAUAUUUUUAAAGUUGAAUGCAGACACACGGCGCAAGCGGGUGUGAGCGUGACUGUGACUAAGCGUGCCCGCUGCGGUGUGAAUGCUCGGCGGCGGGUCCUACGUGGUCCAUUUUAGGCCGGGCUCGUGCGCGCGUUUUAUCUACCUUGAGAUUUUAGUUUAUUACAACUAAAAUCUCACGCCCGCUCAGACCCUCGCACGCCCGCUCCCGCCUUGUGUGCGUUAAGCUUGAAGUGGUGUAAAAAAAUAUACCUUCAUUUUAUACUACUGAGUUGAUAGUACUGAUUGUUACUCAAGAGCAGUUUUUGAAUAUACUGCUGUAGCAAUGCAGAUUUCGUACUUUUACACGCCAUACCUUGUUGCUGAGGUACACAAAAUAUGAAAGGAUCUAAAUUUCAAAAAAAUAUUCGUAGUGGCUAGAUUUUAUUAUUGGAUGAUUAAAUGGGCGUCGCGUGUCGAUCCUGUAAAGUUCAGAUGUCGUUCUCAGGAAAUAUGUAUGUCGCCGUCUCAUUAUCACCACGUUGUUCAUACAUUUUAUGUAAUAGUCGUGGCAAAGAGGCAGACAUAUUUUCUGAGAUAGGCCAUUUUUUAUUCCGUCUAUUUUUAGCGCCUGACAAUCGAAAGAGCAUUAGUUGAAUUUUCUGUACCUAAUAAAAUGUCUCUAACACUAAACUAAGGAAGUGUUUGAAUUACUUUAUGAAUUUUCGCUAGUGGUAUCUUCGUAAAUACUGUAAGUUCUAAUUUAAUUUAUAGUUAUUUUUAAAGAUGAAGCAUUUAGACUGAAAUCGCUUAUUUGUGUGCAUCUUAUAAAGAUAAAUAAGCUUUUAUUUUUCUACAAUAAACGAUUACCUACAGUCACAGUGAGAGUAGGUAGUUAACGAUAUCGAUUUUAUCAAUUGGCGUAAAUUUGCUCUUCCGGCAUUCUAUUGUUUACUUAUCUAAAACAAUCUUACGACUAGUUACACAAAACUACCUGCAUUACAUACAUAAAACAUGCAUUAAGAAGAAGUAAUGGCACAACGAAGAAUUUGUGUAACUAGUUGAGAGUGCUGAUGCAUAUAAUAUAAAUAAAAUUGUUAGUGUAAAUGUAUUUGAACUGCUUGUAAAUCAGAUGCAAUGCAAUCACUUUUAGGUAGGGUAAUUGUCCGUAUUUGUGGUUGAUUUGUUGUAAUCUAAAAAUACACGACUACCCUUAGCCCUUUCAACGCCAUUUUUCAUACAAAAAUGUCUCCUACGUUAACAGGUUUCCUAAAAAUGCGGUAACAUGAAUCUUUAUUUAAAUGUAUGAAGGUCGUUUUGACAGCAUACGCCAUGUGUAGUUCCACGAACUCUUAGCACUGUGGGCAUAUUUUGUAACGUUUUUAGUUUCCUCGGCGUUGAGAGGGUUAAUCUAUUUUACAGUACAUAUGGUGCUACUUUACCGCACUAGUGCGAUAAUUGGCAUAUUACGUAACUAUGUCGAAAAUUUACUGUAAAACAUUGUUCGAUACAUGUGCGAAUAGGUAAUUCGCAACUCGUGUCGAUUUAAAACACUGCCUUCGGUCGUGUUUUAAUUUCCUAUUUUCGCACUUGUAUCGUAAUGUACUAUUAAACUGUCAAAUUAGUCAUGCAGUCAACAAAAUCAUUAGUAGUUUUUAUUAUUUGUAAAUUUCAAGUAAGCAGGUUACAGUUCAACGUUAUUAUAUUUUCUAUUGUUAAAUAAAUUGCUUCAAAAUUUGUCAUC